Dermacentor silvarum is the source of this 1286-nucleotide messenger RNA. Its product is annotated as glutathione S-transferase kappa 1. The transcript has a single exon. The coding region runs from base 368 to 1048 and encodes 226 amino acids. Gene Ontology annotation, molecular function: glutathione transferase activity; glutathione peroxidase activity. NCBI's taxonomy places the organism in Eukaryota, Metazoa, Arthropoda, Arachnida, Ixodida, Ixodidae. Gene Ontology annotation, biological process: glutathione metabolic process. The record is from RefSeq and is a predicted model, not a curated record. Gene Ontology annotation, cellular component: peroxisome; mitochondrion.
AACGUCUAAUUGUACAAGCAAACGUGAUGACAUCAGAUUAACGUAAAUAAGCUAUGUUUAUAGAAUACGUAACUAAAUUACUGACUCUUUCGAAAACCGCUACUGCUGGACACUACUGAUCCAGUAGCAGACAAGGACACUUUUCCACCCGUUUGUUAAUUUUGCCUCUUCUAUCAAUGUGUGAUAACAGUUGAUAACGCUCCAACAAACCCCAAGAACAGUGCUUAGCGGGUGUGGGAGAAAAGCGGGCAGCUAAGUAUUUUUGUUUCUUUUUAUCAACUAGUAGGAUCCGGUUGUUCGACUUUGCCUUGGCUCGAACUCGGAGACUCUCGCGCUCGCCCGCACGUGAAGUACGUACGUAAACACCAUGGCUGUUUCUCGGAUCACCGUCGAACUUUUCUACGAUGUCGUCUCGCCUUACUCCUACCUCGCGUUCGAAACCUUAAUGCGCUACAGGGCACCGUGGAACCUGGACUUGAAGCUCAAGCCUUUCUUCCUGGGCGGCGUCAUGAAGGAAUCGAACAACAAACCGCCGGCGUUCGUCCCGAACAAGGGCACCUACAUGUUGAAGGACAUGCGACGGCUGUCCGACUACUUCGGUGUGCCGAUCAAGACGCCCGACUUCUUCCUCGAGUUCAUAACGACCAAGUCGACGAUCAAACCGCAACGCUUUCUCGUAGCGCUCGACAUGAAGUACCCGCAGCACCUCGAGGAGGCGUCGCGAGGAUUCUGGAAGCGCUUCUUCCAGGACAACAAGGACAUCGCCGAGGAAGAGAGCGUCGCGGAGGUCGGUCGCGCCGCGGGCAUGAACGACAACGCGCUUAAGGACGCGCUCGCCAUGAUCAAGGAGGACAAAGUCAAGAAGGUGCUCGUGGAGAACACGAAACAGGCAGUCGACGAGUACGGCGCCUUCGGCGCGCCCACCAUCGUGGCGCACGUCGCGGGCAAGCCCGAGGUGUUUUUCGGCAGCGACAGGUUCGAAGUGAUGGCCCACGUCAUGGGAAAGAAGUGGCUCGGUCCGAAACCGGCCGAAGCCGCUAAGCUGUGAUACGCGUGAACAGCCAACUGGUUUCAGUAGUUUUCAGGUAGUGAAGGAACGUUUGGGCCAGUCGGGCGUUCUGCGCAUGCUCAGUGCCUACCAGUAGCGAGCAUGCGCACAGAGUUGCACGCAAACUUUGUGUGCACCUGUUCAAUGACCUGUUAUGCUGGUGUCACACGGCCGCUUUCGAUCGUGAUCUUGCUUGAUCCGAAUGCAGACAAUCGCAAUCCAUAGGCUCCCGACAAUG